Messenger RNA from Aspergillus aculeatinus CBS 121060, 1564 nucleotides. RefSeq lists its product as uncharacterized. Bases 241 to 1230 code for a protein of 329 amino acids. Gene Ontology annotation, molecular function: chitin binding. The record is from RefSeq and is a predicted model, not a curated record. Lineage: Eukaryota; Fungi; Ascomycota; Eurotiomycetes; Eurotiales; Aspergillaceae. The transcript has a single exon.
AUUUCCUCUCCACAAAAGAACCUUACCCUACCCUUUCUUCCUCUAUUUGUGUUCCUCCAAAACCUCAGUGUGAUGCUCUCUUAACCCCCAUCGAGUCAAUCCAGUCAAUCGAAACCCCCGCAGGGUCCUCCCCAACCCUAACAACCACCCUACCACCCACCCAAACAAAACCCUAACCACCCCGGGGGCCUCCUCAGCUCCCCUUCCCCACCUAGAAAACACCCCCCUCCCCCCAAAAAAAUGAACCCCCCCAGCACCGACGGCAACUGCAGCGCCCUCAACAGCGCCACGAACGCGACGUGCCUGACCUCCCCCUUCGGCAACUGCUGCUCGGCCAAGGGUUACUGCGGCUCGACCGACAGCUACUGCGGCGCCGGCUGCCAGCCGGGGUGGGGCGAAUGCAACACCGCCGGGUCGGCGCAGACGAUCAGCACGACGGGCUCCUGCGGCGAGACGGUCUCCAGCAACACCACGUGUCUGGGCAGUGAGUACGGCGACUGCUGUUCCCGGCUGGGGUAUUGCGGCCGGAACAGUAGUUACUGCGGGGUGGGGUGUCAGUCGCUGUUUGGGAGUUGUGCGUCUGAUGAUGAUGAGGCGGGGGAAGAGUCGACGACGAGGACGAGGGUAGGGACGGGUACUGCGGCAACGGGGACCACCACGGCAACAGCUACAGGUACAGCGACGCAGGCGGUUUCGACGGAUGGAUCGUGCAACAGGGAGAUUACCUGUGUGGGGAGUGAGUGGGGGGAUUGUUGCUCCGGCCAUGGGUGGUGUGGUGCGAAUGCUAGUUAUUGUGGCGUGGGCUGUCAGUCUGAGUUUGGGCGGUGUGGUACUGACUCCACUGGGUCGGGGCUGGGGAAGGGGGCUAUUGCGGGGAUUAGUGUUGGGGCGGCGGUGGGGGGGUCGCUUGUUGUGUUGGGGUUCGUGGUGUGGUUCUUGAGGAGGAGGAGGAGAGGGAGGUAUACGGCUGUUGUGCCGGUUAAGGGGGAGGGGGAGGGGGGUUCCCUGGGUCAGGUGCAAGACGCGAGGGGCCAGGGGAAUGGCUCCGUCGAGAUGGCGGCUGCUACUCCUGGAGGACAGCAACAACAACAGUUUGCGGUCGAGAUUGGGCAGGCGAGGAAAGUGCCUGUGGAGAUUGGGCAGGCGGAUGUUACUUAUACCCAUGAGUUGGAGGGGAGGGGGUCAAGGGGCCUGGUGGAACCGGUGGAGUUGCCGGCGACGCGGCGGUGAUACUAUACUGCUGGGCUCGUAUUUUUUGGGGUGGUUUUGGAAUGCUGGAUGAAGGCGGAUGGCUAUAAUGCUGCCAGAGGUUUUCUUGUCACGCCCUGAGUUGCACGACACACAGUCUGUGGAGAGCACUGUGCAGGCCGCCUUGAAUGUAAUGGAUGCACGGGUUCUGCAGAUAUUAACUAAGAUAUCGCCCAUCCGGAAUGAACACUUUGAUGCUGUAAACAGAUGCCCUACCGGGUGAGCAUACAGCGGAAAGCAGGAUCAAAGACAGAUUCUCUGUCUCGGGAGAGUCACAGAAGAUCUGACAGACAAGAAAAUCGAUCAUGAUCUCGUC